UUGAAGCUUUCACAGUAAAAUUGAAGCAUUUAUAACAUUAUCGAAACUGCAACUUUUCUACACACACUGCAGGCUACAGAGCUUCAAUGCACAAGACCACCCUUUCAUCAGAUCAUCACUUCCCAAUACUCUAAACACAUCUAAAAGAUCCUUCUCUCUCUCUCUCUCUCUCAACAAACUCAUUGUUGAAGAAGAUUUGAAGAAAAAACAUGCAGCAUUCAACUUAUUUCUUAACUUUCUUGCUUCUUGUUGCAGUGUUCAACAAUGAGGUUAAAGGACAGCCUCUUGUCCCUGCAUUGUUCAUAUUUGGUGACUCUGUUGUUGAUGCAGGAAAUAACAACAACUUAUACACAGUUGUUAAAUCAAACUUCCCUCCUUAUGGAAGAGACUUCAAGGAUCACAUGCCAACUGGGAGGUUUUGCAAUGGAAAACUUGCAUCAGAUUUUACAGCGGAAAACCUUGGAUUUACUACUUACCCACCAGCUUAUCUCAACUUAGAGGUCAAAGGAAAAAACCUCUUGAAUGGUGCCAACUUUGCCUCUGCUGCUUCUGGCUACUAUGAUUCUACGGCCAAACUAUAUCAUGCAAUUUCAAUGACCGAGCAGCUGGAACACUAUAAAGAUUGCCAGAAUAUAUUGGUUGGAGUAGCAGGGAAAUCAAAUGCUUCAUCAAUUAUAUCUGGUGCUGUAUAUCUUAUUAGUGCUGGAAGCAGUGACUUUAUUCAGAAUUAUUACAUAAAUCCUCUGCUUUACAAGGUUUACACUGCUGAUCAAUUCUCAGACAUUCUCAUGCAAAACUAUGCUAUUUUCAUUCAGAAUUUAUAUGCACUUGGGGCAAGGAGAAUUGGUGUGACAACAUUACCUCCAAUGGGUUGCUUGCCAGCAGCCAUCACUCUUUUUGGUUCUCAUAGCAAUGAAUGUGUGGCCAGGUUAAACACUGAUGCUAUGAACUUCAACAAUAAGCUAAACACCACAACUCAAAGCUUGCAAAAAUUGCUUAGUAACCUAACAUUGGUUGUCCUUGAUAUCUACCAACCUCUCCAUGACCUUGUCACUAAGCCUUCAGAAAAUGGAUUUUUUGAAGCAAGGAAGGCUUGUUGUGGAACUGGCUUGGUAGAGAUAUCUAUAUUGUGCAAUAAGGACUCCAUAGGAACAUGUGCCAAUGCUACUGAGUAUGUAUUUUGGGAUGGUUUUCAUCCCUCUGAGGCUGCAAACAAGGUUUUGGCUGAUGAUUUGCUCAUUUCUGGCAUCUCUCUCAUAUCCUAAUCCAACACUUUGUGGAUCAUUAUCAGCUUUAUUUUAUAUUUAUUCUUUUCACUUUUAAGUGUUAUGUGUGGCUAAUGAUGUUCAAUGAGUUUGGUUUAUGUAUAAGGAGCUUGAAUAUGAUUAAUUACAAAGCUCACUAGGUGUUUCAUUCUUGUAAUAAGUCCAAAAUUCUUGAAAUCUGUGUAAAUUUUCUGUUUGAGUGUUCAAAGCAGCUCUUGCUAGAUUUGCCUUCA
Messenger RNA from Cicer arietinum (chickpea), 1498 nucleotides. RefSeq names its product GDSL esterase/lipase At5g22810. The record is from RefSeq and is a predicted model, not a curated record. Gene Ontology annotation, molecular function: lipase activity. Gene Ontology annotation, biological process: lipid metabolic process. NCBI's taxonomy places the organism in Eukaryota, Viridiplantae, Streptophyta, Magnoliopsida, Fabales, Fabaceae.